Molecule: messenger RNA, 5492 nt
Organism: Patella vulgata (common limpet)
Lineage: Eukaryota; Metazoa; Mollusca; Gastropoda; Patellidae
Product: protocadherin-11 X-linked
Exons: 4
Coding region: 343-3639 (1098 amino acids)
Biological process (GO): homophilic cell-cell adhesion
Cellular component (GO): plasma membrane
Molecular function (GO): calcium ion binding
Source: RefSeq, a predicted model, not a curated record
AAAAUAUUUGUAGCCAAGUUUAAAAGAAAUCAAUGAGAUGGCAGACGAUGAUACAAUUUGAUGGUUAACUUUUAGUAAAAGAUGUUUUCCAUGUUUGUGAUAGACGCACGCCAAAGGAAUGUACUAAUUACAACUUGUCGAGAAAUUAUUAAAGAGGAUAUAUAAAGGUUAUUUCUAAUAACAAAAAAAAAAGGUGAAAACUACCCAGAUUUGACAUCUGUGUGGUCAUCGUCCUGACAAAAAGGAACCUAGAAAUAAUUAUGGUUGACAAGCAGUGACAAAUACCUGAUUAAUUACAAUUAAUACCAAUUAGUACUCAUCAUCUGUCAUUACCUGUACAAAAUGGAGGCCAGCAGAGUGUUGCGUCUGCUGUGCGUGAUCGUCAUGGUAAUUAUGAAUUAUGUAACGUGUGAAGAUGUGACAUACACGAUUAAAGAAGAGCAGAAGCCAAACUCAGUUGUAGGAAAUAUUGGACGGGAUUCUAAAAUACACGAUAUGGUGACGGAUGCCGAUUUUGCGAAUUUACGGUACAGUUUGUUAACCCAAGGAAAUGCUUUCAGUUCAUUUUUUACUAUCGACGGAGUGACGGGUGAUCUUUUAGCAGCUAAACGCAUUGAUAAAGAAUCACUAUGUCCGUUUACAGUGGCAUGUGUUUUGAAUAUCGAAGUGGUGGCAUCGAACCAAGGUAGUGGAGGUGUUUUCUUUGAGAGUAUAAAGAUUCACAUCAAUGUAGACGACAUCAACGACAACGAGCCUGUUUUUGCUAAACAGAGAGCGAGCAUUGAUAUUUCAGAAUCGGUCAACAUCGGAGCCUCAUUUUCAUUAACUGGAGCUGUUGAUAAAGAUACGGGUGAAAAUAACACGCUUAAAAAGUACGAAAUAUUGCCCAAGGAUGGACCGUUUGGUGUCGGUUUUAGCAUCAAUAUCGAUGGCAGUUCAACAGUCAGCAUAAUAGUCGAAAAACAAUUAGAUCGCGAAACAAAGGAUUCUUACACUGUUACGAUUAUAGCGCGUGAUGGCGGUCAGCCUAGCAGAAACGGCACCAUGAUUGUUGAUAUUAAUAUAACAGACUACAACGACAAUUCUCCUAAAUUCUCCGAUACAGUUUAUAACGCAACGGUCCGCGAAAACACACCAUCACAAACUGUCAUACAAAUUGUUUCUGCGGUGGAUGAUGACAUCGGUGAAAAUGGUGAAAUAUUUUAUCGACUAAGUGCCCGACAGUCGGCAGAUAUCCAUCGAUAUUUCUUCAUGAAUGCUGUUAGUGGCGCCAUCUCUAUCCGAACAUCCCUGGAAUAUCAGACCACAGAAAAUAUGAGAAUAAUUGUCGAAGCCAGUGAUCGUGGAGUGCCGCCAAAGUUUUCUCAGGCCAUCGUCGAGGUUAUGGUUAUCGACACGGACAACAAUCCUCCUCAGAUACGGAUCAACAUGUUGUCAGGAUUAAUCAACGCCUUGAUUUUGGAAACGGCUUCCAUUGGUUCCCCCGUCGCCCACAUGGCCGUGACUGACCCAGAUUCGGGACAGAAUGGUGUUGUGAAUUGCUACAGUCAAAAUGCUGCGUUCGAUCUUCGUGCUUUGGAUAAAAAUGAAUAUAAAAUCGUGGUAGCUAAAGUCUUAGAUUACGAAGAAUCUCGCAGUUAUCUGGUGACGAUUCUGUGCGAAGAUAGCGGAAAUCCUCCAUUAAAUUCCAGUGAAUUUUUUACUGUAGAUGUUUUGGACGCGAAUGACAAUAAACCAGUUUUUAUUCAAACCAAUUACGCCGUCAGUAUUCCUGAAAAUAAUUCUAUUAAUGAUACUCUUUUACAAGUGGUUGCCACGGACGCAGAUACAAAUACUGAAAAUGGCCGCAUAUCGUACAGAUUACAGGACGAUGCCUACCCUUAUUUUGAUAUAAAUCCGUCCAAUGGUAUAGUCAAGGCUCGUGUCGUUUUGGAUCGGGAGGAAAUGGCGUCUCAUAUUUUUCACGUUCUGGCUAUCGAUAAUGGCAUACCAAAGAAUACGGCCACAGCAGAAGUCAUCAUAAAUCUACUGGACAUCAACGACGAAGCUCCAAAGUUUGAGAAAGAUUCUUACACUUUUUAUGUGUAUGAAAACAGGAAUGCUAACACCGUCGUCGGAAACGUCUCAGCCUUUGAUCCCGAUUUAGGACCCGGUGGAUUAUUUGUGUUUGCUCUUGCAACGUCUGACUUGACAACAAAGCUGCCUUUCACCAUCUCGGCAGACGGUUUAUUGUCAACAACACGGAUGUUAGAUUCUGAGUCUCAGAGUCAACAUGUGUUUACAAUUCUCGCUACUGACCAGGGAGUUGUUUCCCCCUUAACAGGAUCAACGCGGGUGACUGUCGUCGUUUUAGACGAGAACGAUAACACGCCAUUUUUUGUAUUUCCUAAUGAUGCAAAUCAUAGUUUAACUGUGUAUCUACCGAUAUCGAAAAACUCAAGCAUCGUGAAGAUUAAUGCUGAAGAUAAUGACAGUGGUGUGAACGGAAAAAUCACAUAUACCCUGAGAUCUGAUAACGUCUCCGCACUUUUUGUCAUUAACCCUGUCACAGGCGACAUCUUGGUAACUAGGGACAUUACCCCGACUGACAUAGCAACAUAUCAUUUCACCGUCAGUGCUGAAGACGGAGGAAAAAUAUCAAACAAACUAGAAAGUAGAUUCAGUAUAACUUUUGAGUUGGAACCGGUAAAUGUUGGAUCCCUCGGUGGUGACGGAAAUCAGAAUGUUUCGAUUGUCGUCGCGUUGAUCUGUGCCACCAUUUUGGUUUCUGCGGCAGUAUUGAUAGCGCUUUUUGUCAUCAAAAGACGAGACCGGAACAGGAGAGCAAAAUAUUUAGAGAGUCAAAAAUCAAGCACUACUAAUACAGAAGUUGGAAAGAGCGAUGUACAAGUGAAGUCGGAUAGAGAGAAGAAUGGAAGAAUGAAUGAAAUAGAAGGAAAAGAUAAUCCAGCUUUUAGGAUGAAUAAAUCUUCGGGCCAGGGUAAUAAUUAUAAACAAGUAUCAGAAUCAAGUCUUAAGGGAACGAGUAAAUUGAACGAAAGUUUAGAUACGUCAACAGCUACUGAUAUACCAGGUGGUGUUGCCGUUGGCGACCACGCUCAUCAACGUCUAAUCAAGAUGGCUUCCAUUCGUCUCCAGCAUGAUUUAAAGCUCCAUGCAAAUCAUGCUCCAAUACAUCAUAAACCUUUAACUUACGAAGCUAAGGUGAGAGAAUGGCAAGAUCAUUCACGAAGAGCAGAAGAUUUUCACAGUACAAGUUCAGGGGAAGUAACAACAGGGGACAGCGGAAACGGGAGUGAUGAGGAUUCACAUUAUCUUCACGAUCGUAACGUUACACCUACUAAAAUAAGACUCGGCAUUGGAGCCGUCGUACGAAAUCAUUACAAUCCAGCUCCGUUAGAAAAACACAAAACAGCGAAUAAUUUAAGUACCACACCGCGUCAGGUGAAAUUUGUGAUACCCAGCGAAGACUGUGUUUCGCCCAUAUAUAGUCAUUAUUCUCAUUCUCAUCCAUCGAUACGAAGUGACGCUACGGAAGAUAAUGACGAUACCACUACUUCUGGUAGUUAUAGUAUUAUGAUGGAUGAUAUUCGAUCAGAGUUACCCGACUUUAAUGUGGUUAAAGAUAUUUACGUCUGAUUGUGUAACGUGUGAUUUUAUAUUUUUGUUAUGGAGGAUGAAUGGAAUGUUUGCGUGUUAUUUUUUAUUAUACAGUAAUUCAGAAUCAGCGUUGAUAACUACAGACCAUAUGUGACACUGUGAAAGUAAAAAUAUUGUUAUCAAUUUAUAAAAGAACAACCCUGUUUAGUCGAAAAGUAAACUAAGUGUAGUUUAAUGGUCGAGUGCGAGACAUUAAGUAGGCCUAAUAUAUUGAAAUUGCAGGAUUGCUUUAGCACAAGUGCUAUAUCCAUAUACAUGUAUUACGCAUUGUCACAUGGGUCCAAUAUUUCAACUGGUAUAAAUAAAGUACACUUGGCUUAUUGCUCGUACCAUGGUACGCUAACAUCAAAGGAUGGCGUCACAUCUGUAUUUUAAGGUCAUCCAUUAUGGCUUAAAUUUAUGAAAUACAAUGUUUAAGAACUCUUAAUUCUGAAACAUUAUUCAAACUUAAAUUUAUUUGCAUAUUCAAUAUUUAAUAUGUUUAAAAGCUGACAUAAACCUUAUUGCUACUGAAAUCAUGAUUUAAUAUUUUUAUAAACUUAUAUUUUGUUCAAACUAUAUAAAUCAUUGAUAAAAGGUUUGUUGAAAUGUGUUAUUGAUGUAAAUGAAAUCCAGAAUAUUAUAAACUGUUGGGCUUGAUUGGAACAAAGAAUACAAGUAGUUUUGACAAGAAAAUGUGAUCCAGAUCAAGUGCAUUAAAAAGCUUAAACAUAAUCAACUAUUUAUGCUUUGGAGGCCUUUAAAACAUUCGCCCAAAUUCAUAGAGAUCUUUGGUCUGAAAUAUCUCUGGUUACUGUCAAACACCCUACUUUAAAAAUGACUUAUUUUGCAAGUAAAAGGGCUUUUGGACACAAUUGGAAAGGGCAGCACUGCCUUUGCUAAGAAAUGAAGAAUUCUGUUUAAUUGGAACUUAAGAGAAAAAUGCAGCUAUGUUAUGAACUGUCUCAGGGAAAGUUUAAAAUAAUUAGAGUUCUAAAUCAGAUUUUGUUUAUAAAAACUAGGAGUUUGAAUAUUUUUCUAAAUCAGAUUUUGUUUAUAAAAACUCGAGUUUGAAUAUUUUGUUUAAAGUAAAUUUGUUUAUAUCAAAAGUGAAUCGAUACUACUUAAUAAUGUUAUUCUGAAUUACUUCUUUCAGCGACAUUUAUAAAUUAAUAUACGUGAUUAACACCACAACUUAAUAUGUAACACAAUUACUAAUUUAAUUAAGGCAACAUUUUGAUGAGUGUUUCGAAUAGGGUUGCCUUUUCACCUUGUGGGUUUUCUCCCACUGUUAAUUAAAGACCCCUACGUACAAGCAAAUUAUUGAAAAGAAAAUUGAACCAGGUUGUUCCGGAAAUUACCUAUUUUGUGUCCAGUGGACAAUAAACUGUCUCUCCUAUUUGAUAAUGAAAGGACCCUCAACGAAAUGAAAUGAAAUGGGGGUUUAACAUCCUACUGUUUUGCUAUGAAGACGGGCAUACGCCAUACAGUGUGCUCUGAUGGAAAUUUUGCCUACUCUUAUAUCGAAUUCCAACUGUCAAGGGAUCUUUUACGUGCAUGCCAAUGUGUACACAGGACCUCGGUUUUUCAUCCCAUCCGAAUCUCAACGCAACGUUGCUUUAGUUAUAUAAUUGAGUUGCAUAUUAUGUUGAUGUGUUUAUUUGAUGUGAAAUGUUGAUGAGUGGUUGUUAUAAAGAUGAUGUUUUUGUUGUUGUUUUUGUAUAUUAUUUAUACAUUGUAUAUAUUUUGUUUUUAUUUAUAUUUUUGUAUGGAUUAAUUGAUGAUAAAAUAUACAACAGGGUGUCAACAACUAUAAAUAAAUACACAGGUCUAGAAAUAAUUUUAAUUUUUUU